GCGACGGAAGAAGAUUGUACGGGAUCGAUUCAAGGUAUUUCAGGAUAAGUUUUGGAGGAAGACGAUCUGCUUCUUUCAUCAACGUGGUGGUCGUACUCGUAAAGUCAGACCGGGAAGUUGCGUAGCAAGGCCUCUCAUUGAUACUGGGAUUUGGACUAGGGAUCGAUCCAAGAUAGGUAGCGUGCCCACCCAAAACUUGUCUAGAUUUUUACGUUAUAAGCAAUAAGGAGAGGGAUGGGAUGGGGAGUUGCCUCUCUCGAUAAAAAACCAUUAUCGAUUUCGUUUCUUUGAACGCUUUCCAACCAAGAAUCGUACUCGAGCAGUCCCCAGGUUUGGGAGGAGGACGCUAGGAAAGGAAAAAAAGUGAAUAUCAACAGACGGAUAGUUAAAAGAUGCACAGAAUUCCAAGGAUCUUCUGUUCAUCUGCAUGGAAGGGAAAACAUAGAAUUGGAGUCCUAAGAAAUUACUCCACUACGUCUCUACUCUUUGAUGAUACGCAGAAGCAGUUCAAGGAAAGUGUUUCCCAGUUUGCGCAAGAUAAGAUUGCUCCUCAUGCAGCAAAGGUGGACGCUACCAACAACUUCCCAAAGGAUGUUAAUCUGUGGAAGCUCAUGGGGGACUUUAAUCUUCACGGAAUCACCGCUCCAGAGGAGUAUGGUGGACUUGGUCUUGGUUAUUCAUAUCAUUGCAUAGCAAUGGAAGAAAUUAGUCGAGCUUCUGGAGCUGUUGGCCUUUCAUAUGGUGCACAUUCAAACUUGUGCAUUAAUCAGCUGGUACGCCAUGGGAAUGAUGCUCAAAAGAAGAAGUAUUUACCCAAGCUCAUUAGUGGAGAGCAUGUUGGAGCACUGGCAAUGAGCGAGCCAAAUGCUGGUUCUGAUGUUGUCAGCAUGAAAUGCAAAGCUGAUCGUGUUGACGGUGGCUAUGUCAUAAAUGGCAACAAGAUGUGGUGUACAAAUGGACCCAUCGCUCAAACUCUGAUUGUUUAUGCAAAAACAGACAUAACAGCUGGGUCGAAAGGAAUUACUGCAUUUAUCAUUGAAAAAGGAAUGAAAGGCUUCAGUACUGCACAGAAAUUAGAUAAACUUGGAAUGAGAGGAAGUGAUACAUGUGAACUUGUUUUCGAGAAUUGUUUUGUCCCACAGGAAAAUGUUCUUGGACAAGAAGGCAAAGGAGUUUAUGUGCUGAUGUCAGGUUUGGAUCUGGAAAGGCUUGUUCUAGCAGCCGGGCCACUUGGUCUUAUGCAAGCAUGCCUUGACAAUGUCAUUCCUUAUGUUCGCCAAAGAGAACAGUUUGGCAGGCCAAUUGGUGAAUUUCAGUUAAUACAGGGAAAACUGGCCGACAUGUACACGUCAUUACAAUCAUCUAGGUCGUUUGUGUAUUCUGUUGCUAGGGACUGUGAUAACGGGCACACUGAUAGAAAGGACUGUGCUGGGGUUAUACUUUUUGCAGCUGAACAUGCCACCCAGGUUGCUCUUCAGGCGAUACAGUGUCUUGGGGGGAAUGGAUACGUGAAUGAGUAUCCAACUGGUCGCCUUCUACGUGAUGCAAAACUAUUUGAGAUUGGUGCUGGGACCAGUGAAAUCAGAAGAAUGAUAAUUGGUCGUGAGCUCUUUAAAGAGUAGUAGCUGCAUGAGUGAAGCUGAACCCGUACAGGAAUUCCUCAUUCAUGUGGCCGUUCCAAUCAAGAAAAUGCUGGCAGACUUACACUGUAGAUUUUGUGGGAGAUUGCGGUACAGAGGCCAACAGUUUAUUUAUCUGUGUACAAUCUUUUCCAUGAAUAAGAAAAUCAACCUCCUUUGUGGCGCCUAUUUAUGUUAACUGCAAUCUCUUGUGUUAAUAAAAAGCAUUCUUCCUUUGUCGAGAUA
Messenger RNA from Nymphaea colorata (pocket water lily), 1865 nucleotides. RefSeq names its product isovaleryl-CoA dehydrogenase, mitochondrial. Lineage: Eukaryota; Viridiplantae; Streptophyta; Magnoliopsida; Nymphaeales; Nymphaeaceae. Gene Ontology annotation, biological process: L-leucine catabolic process. Gene Ontology annotation, cellular component: mitochondrion. The transcript has 15 exons. The record is from RefSeq and is a predicted model, not a curated record. Bases 393 to 1622 code for a protein of 409 amino acids. Gene Ontology annotation, molecular function: flavin adenine dinucleotide binding; 3-methylbutanoyl-CoA dehydrogenase activity.